Aplosporella prunicola CBS 121167 is the source of this 3278-nucleotide messenger RNA. RefSeq lists its product as uncharacterized. Lineage: Eukaryota; Fungi; Ascomycota; Dothideomycetes; Botryosphaeriales; Aplosporellaceae. The record is from RefSeq and is a predicted model, not a curated record. The transcript is spliced from 6 exons. Bases 183 to 3095 code for a protein of 970 amino acids.
GGGAGCACCGCAGCGGCUCUUAGCCACCCAUCAUGACGCCGCUGCCGCCGCGCCGCCGCCAAAUGAGGUCAUCACCACCUUCCCCCAACAUACAAAAGUACUUCCGUACAUCCCCUGCACUCCUACUCCACAUACCAUUCUAAGAUACCCCCCACCUCUUUACGACCGACCCACGACUCAACAUGGACAAACUCAAGAACCUCAUCUCUCCUGGCCACCAGCAGGACGACGAUGUCCUGUACCGCGGAGAACACUCCAACAACCCUUCUACCCACUCCACCAAUACCACCAAAACCUCUGGCGAAGGCAGCCACUUCAAAGACGCCAGGGACUCUGGUCUGUCGAGCCAUGCCGUGAACCCCAGUGACAGCCAUUACAGCCAAUCGGGUUUUGGAACCGACGGUCCAGCUACCUCAACCUUGCCCGACCGUACCGCACAAAAAACGGGGUCAACGAACCAGACGCUCAACCCCAUCGACAGGGAAUACGGCGAGUCGCGCUACGGGACCACUGGUACCACCGAGCCCACACAUACUCCUGCAGCAGGUGGUAUAGAUGCACCAGUGGGCGGUACUUCACAGAACUUUCAUCUGGGUUCCACUACAAGGACUGAACGUGAUGCAGCUGGAACUGGCACUGAUCGUCACUUCCCUCUUUCGGGAGGAUCUGUCGCGGGCCACGGCAGAACGGGUGAUUACGGUGCUGGCGAUACCACCGGGGCAACCGGUAGAGAUUCUAUCCUGAGCGGUGCCACCGGCUCCUAUGACAAUCAGCGUGCAGAGCCUGGAGCUUUUGGCUCUCAUGGAGUUGGUUCCACUUCCAGUGGUCCUACUGGGGACUACGGCAACACGAGCAUGACCGGAAGCCAUGGAACUCGCGGAAGCCAUGGUAAUGAGGCUCUGGCUGGUGCGGCUGCGGCUGCUUCAAUGGCCGGGCAUGGUCAUGGCCACGGAAACGAAGGCAUUGACACUAGGAACACUGACACGGCUGAACCUCAUUUUGCUUCUGGUCCGCACGUGACAGAAACUGCGAACAGACUCGACCCGCACGUCAGCGGCAGUACUGGACUGCCAAGUGCAUCCCAUAUGGGAUCGAGUGGCCCCGAGACUACUGCCGGUUAUGGCUCCGGCAUCGGAGCAACGUCUACCGCUCCCGGCUAUGAUACUUCCAGUGCUACUGCGGGCCCUACGUCUCACGAUCAGGGACAUCAUUACGGCCGCGAUGCUGCUAUUGCUGGCGGCGUCGGAGCAGCAGGUGCUGGCCUCUACGAGGCUCGCUCGAAGGGAUCAACCACGGAGGAUCCAGCUUCCAUGACCCAUGGACCACACAAGAGCAACAUCAUGAAUGUCGCAGAUCCUAGAGUGCUCCCUGACACAGACAAGAUGAAGGGUCACCACGCUGAGUCGACUGCCACUGACCCUGCACCUCACACUACCGGCCCGCACAAGAGUGACGUUCUAAAUGUCCUGGACCCUCGAGUUCUCCCAGAGCCAGAGAAAAUGAAGCAGCACACUACAGCCGGCCCUCACCAGUCAGACACCCUCAACCGCAUGGACCCCAACGUUGACUCAAACCUGUCUAGCCAACAGGGCCAGCACCAUCACGGUCGUGAUGCCGCUCUUGCUGGUGGCGCUGGAGCUGGCGGAUUUGGUGCUUAUGAGGGGAACAAGCGUCUCCACAACGCAGCCGGCCCUCAUCAAUCCGACACUACGAACCGUGCCGACCCACGCGUGGAUUCAGAUCUUUCUCAACAGGGAUUUGGUGCUUCUGAGGGAAACAAGCGUCUCUCCAACACUGCCGGUCCCCACCACUCAGACACUAUGAAUCGCGCUGAUCCCCGUGUGGAUUCAGAUCGUUCCCAGCAGAGCCAGCAUCAUUAUGGCCGUGACGCUGCUCUCGCUGGGGGUGCCGGUGCUGGCGGAUUUGGUGCUUACGAGGCUGACAAGCACCACAAGAACACUGCUGGCCCGCAUCAGUCCGACACCAUGAACAAGUCUGAUCCGCGCGUGGAUUCGGAUCUCUCUCAGCAGGGCCGGCAUCACAAAACCACUGCUGGUCCGCAUAAGUCGGACGCCAUGAACAAGGCUGACCCUCGUGUUGACUCAGACCGGUCCCAAGAGAACCAGCACCACUACGGUCGCGACGCUGCUCUUGCUGGUGGGGCUGGAGUUGGUGCAGCCGGGGCCUACGAAUCGGCUAAGCACCACAAUGACCAUAACAACCCCUACACUGCGUCUGCUAUUGAUCCUAGAGUUGAUGGCAACCGCACUAGCGCUGCUCAGAGAGGACCAGCGACUGCCACAUAUGGUUCCACAGCUAGCCAGCCUCAAAGCCACCAAUAUCAACGCGAUGCUGCCGGUGCCCCUGGUGUAGGCGCCGCUGGUGCGGGAGCGCCCUACGAUUAUUCCAAGCGGGAAGCAGAAAAGGCUGAAAAGGAGCGUAUCAAGAAACUCGAGAAGGAGGCAAAGAAGAAUGAGCCCGAAGAGAAGAAGCAUCACGGCAUUUUGGGUUUCUUGCACCGUGACAAGGACAAGAAGGACAAGCACGACGAGGAGCCUACGACUACUCACCAUACUACGGCCCGUGAUACUGCCACUACCAGUCACCCUGAUACCACUGAAAAAGCGGCUCACCGCGCUGAGGCAGCCGCUCUCGGUACGGGUACUGUUGGCGCUGGUGCCGGAGCUUACGGGGCCGAACACGAGCGUAACCGUCUGCACAAGGAUCCUCCUGCCGACCACCCCGCCUCCCAGGCCCUUCAGGGUGAGCAGUACGGCAUGUCCGGUGCUCUCGGUCAGCCCGGAGCUGCGUCAGAGCUUGGAACCAAUGACCCCAAUGCCCUUCCCAUGGGAGAUGAUGGCAUUGUCAUCGAGCCGCGCACUGGCUUGCCCAUGAACGUCGGCAAGUACGGCACCGGUGUCGGUGGCACGGAUUCCAACCCUACUAUUCACGGCUACCACGGCGAGACUACCGGCGCUGCUGGGAAUGAGUUUGGCGAGAAUACCACUGGUACGACUGGCACUGCUGGCACAACUGGCACUACCAGCCAUAUGGCGGGCACUGGCUCUUCAGUUGGCCAUGGCAACGCCUCUUAAUAGUUGCAUCUUGAGAGAUACUGAUCGGAAACGGCAUUGAUGAGUGUGGCAAAGAAUGACACCGUCCUCUUGCUUGAAAUUGACAAGAGCAUGGUCUUCUACCAAGAAAUAUCCUCAGUUUUCUUUAAUUUCAUAGUCUUGUAAUAGUAGCCAAGAGACAACGAUUAGAAAUUGCGAUGACAG